Molecule: messenger RNA, 612 nt
Organism: Phaethon lepturus (White-tailed tropicbird)
Lineage: Eukaryota; Metazoa; Chordata; Aves; Phaethontiformes; Phaethontidae
Product: long-chain-fatty-acid--CoA ligase 3-like
Exons: 3
Coding region: 73-612 (179 amino acids)
Biological process (GO): neuron differentiation; long-chain fatty acid metabolic process; long-chain fatty-acyl-CoA metabolic process
Cellular component (GO): lipid droplet; plasma membrane; endoplasmic reticulum
Molecular function (GO): long-chain fatty acid-CoA ligase activity
Source: RefSeq, a predicted model, not a curated record
GAUCUCUUUGGAUCCCUGUCUAAUAGAUCCAUGUUUCUGAACUCUUCCUUGUAACCUUCACAAGCAGCCAAAAUGAAGUUGAAGCAUAACAUCAACCCUGUUCUUCUACAGUUUAUAAACUUUAUAAUCUUGGUGUACUCCUUUGUGACGUACAUUCCGUGGUACAUAUUUUCAGGAUCAAGGCAGGCUAUAGCAAAAGCCAAGCAGGUUAAAGCUAGACCUGUGAAUAACAAGCCUGGGGGUGCAUACAGAUCUGUUAACAGUAUACAUUGCUUAGCUUCAGUUUUAUAUCCUGGGUGUGAUACACUCGACAAAGUUUUUAAAUAUGCUAAAACUAAAUAUAAGGACAAAAAACUCUUGGGAACACGUGAAAUCCUAAAAGAGGAAGAUGAAAUCCAGCCAUCAGGAAAAGUUUUUAAAAAGGUCAUCCUUGGCAAGUACACCUGGCUUUCAUAUGAAGAUGUAUACAUUAAAGCUGUUAAUUUUGGAAACGGCUUAGCAGUGUUGGGUCAGCAACCAAAGACUAACAUUGCUAUCUUUUGUGAGACUAGAGCUGAGUGGAUGAUUGCAGCACAGGCCUGCUUUAUGUGCAACUACCAGCGCUUAGCCUGA